AUGCUGGCGUCGCUGGGGCGAUCGGCGGGGCGGCUGCUGCGGGCCGGGAGCGGCGCGACCGGCCUGCGGCACGCGGGCGGCGGGGUGCACAUCCAGCCGCGGUACCGGCAGUUCCCGGAGCUGACGCGAGCGCAGGUGAUCCGGAGCGAGCUCCUCAGCGGCUUCAUGUGGUUCUGGAUCCUCUGGCACUUCUGGCACAACUCGGACAUGGUGCUGGGCCACUUCCCCUACCCCGACCCUUCGGCCUGGACGGACGAGGAGCUCGGGAUCCCUCCGGACGACGCUGAAUAGGCGCCUCCAACCGCCCGUGCCGGCGCUCUCGCAGCACACCGGUCCCUGGAACUAGAGGGGUCCCUGGAACUAAAGCUUUGCCUCCUCAGUCCUUAUUUCAAUAAAAGUUACCUGUAAACAACC
Molecule: messenger RNA, 414 nt
Organism: Gavia stellata (red-throated loon)
Lineage: Eukaryota; Metazoa; Chordata; Aves; Gaviiformes; Gaviidae
Gene: NDUFB2
Product: NADH:ubiquinone oxidoreductase subunit B2
Exons: 4
Coding region: 1-291 (96 amino acids)
Cellular component (GO): mitochondrial inner membrane
Source: RefSeq, a predicted model, not a curated record